Messenger RNA from Annulohypoxylon truncatum, 315 nucleotides. RefSeq lists its product as uncharacterized. The transcript is spliced from 2 exons. NCBI's taxonomy places the organism in Eukaryota, Fungi, Ascomycota, Sordariomycetes, Xylariales, Hypoxylaceae. The record is from RefSeq and is a predicted model, not a curated record. The coding region runs from base 1 to 315 and encodes 104 amino acids.
AUGAAGUUCACCAUCUCAAUCCUCAUCACCGCCGCUCUCUACGGCUUUACGGCAGCCGCCCCGAAACCGGACGUCCCACCCCUCCGAUUCAGACGCGACGAGUGCGUCUCCGGGGGCGGCACGUGGGCUUCCUGCGAGUACGCCGACCUCUUCCUACGGUGCGACGCCGGCGACGCGAGCUUGUACGCGUGCGAUGGGGGCUGCCAGAACUCAUGGUACGAUCGGGGUGAUGGCUCGAGGUUAGGUUUAGAGAAAAGAAGACGGGUGAGAGGGAAUUCACGAGGGUUUGGAGAGAGGUCUCUGUUGACGACGUGA